Molecule: messenger RNA, 1760 nt
Organism: Bactrocera latifrons
Lineage: Eukaryota; Metazoa; Arthropoda; Insecta; Diptera; Tephritidae
Gene: park
Product: E3 ubiquitin-protein ligase parkin
Exons: 6
Coding region: 125-1615 (496 amino acids)
Biological process (GO): autophagy of mitochondrion; protein polyubiquitination; regulation of apoptotic process
Cellular component (GO): ubiquitin ligase complex; Golgi apparatus; mitochondrion
Molecular function (GO): zinc ion binding; ubiquitin conjugating enzyme binding; ubiquitin protein ligase activity
Source: RefSeq, a predicted model, not a curated record
GCUGAGUUUUCAGCUGUGAGCAAAUUUGACAAUCAUUUGAUAAUAUUUUUUUUUUUGCAAAAAUCUAUGCUGAAGUGCGAUUCUCAAAUUAGACAACUAUCAAAAUUAACUCGAUGAAGUUGAAAUGAGUUUUCUAAUUCAACUCAUACAAAGUUUUAUACAAAAGAUGCUUGCGCUUUUAUCGUUUGGGCAGAAAACCAUUACAAACAGUUUAAGUAUUUAUAUUAAAACCAACACUGGUAGAACGUUAUCUGUGAAUUUAGAACCACAAUGGGAUAUAAAAAAUGUUAAGGAGAUCGUUGCACCGCAAUUAGGUUUGCAACCCGAAGAAGUGAAAAUCAUCUUCGCUGGUAAAGAAUUGAGUGAUGCAACAACCAUACAGGAAUGUGAUUUGGGCCAACAAAGUAUAUUACACGCGAUACGGAGUCGUCCUCAACCGCAACGACAACGGUUACAAUCCACAGUACUGGAGGAAGAACCGCAAGAUAUUAUGAACAUAUCUACUUCUACUGGUAGAGCAACACCUUCCCCGCCAGAAGAACCAUCUAAACCAUUAUGCGAAACAUUAGUAGAUUUACAACUGCUGAGCGAAGAACGUAUAAAUAUUACUGAAGAAGAUCGGCAACGUACAAAGGCUCACUUUUUUGUGCAUUGUGCCCAAUGUAAUAAGCUUUGUAAGGGUAAAUUGCGUGUUCGCUGUUCGCUUUGUAAAGGAGGCGCAUUUACGGUGCAUCGUGAUCCAGAAUGUUGGGACGACGUGUUGAAACCUCGACGCAUAACUGGUCAUUGUGAAAGCCAAGAAAUUGCGUGCUUUGAUAACGAAACGGGAGAUCCGCCAUAUACCGAAUUUUAUUUUAAAUGUGGUGAACAUAUCUCAGGUGGAGAGAAAGAUUUCGCUGCUCCUUUAAACUUAAUUAAAAUUAAUAUUAAAGACGUACCUUGUUUAGCAUGUACGGAAGUUAGUGAAACUGUUCUUGUCUUCCCCUGUGAAUCGAAACAUGUUACCUGCCUAGAGUGUUUUGAGCAAUAUUGUCGUUCACGACUGUCCGAGCGGCAAUUUAUGCCACAUCCCGAUAUUGGGUAUACGUUACCAUGUCCAGCGGGUUGUGAAAACUCUUUCAUAGAGGAGAUUCAUCAUUUUAAGCUUUUGUCGAGAGAAGAAUAUGCCAGAUAUCAGCGUUUUGCAACGGAAGAAUAUGUAUUGCAGGCUGGCGGUGUAUUGUGUCCGCAACCUGGCUGUGGCAUGGGGUUAUUAGUGGAACCAGAAUGUAAGAAAGUAACCUGCCAGAAUGGGUGUGGCUACGUCUUCUGUCGCAAUUGUUUGCAAGGGUAUCAUUUAGGAGACUGCUUGCCAGAAGGUACAAGCACCAACGCCAGCGGAUCUUGUGAAUACUCUGUCGAUCCAAAUCGUGCAGCUGAGGCUCGUUGGGACGAAGCAAGCAAAGUGACGAUAAAAGUCAUGACUAAGCCAUGUCCAAAAUGUCGCACGCCGACUGAACGAGAUGGCGGUUGUAUGCAUAUGGUAUGCACGCGUGCCGGCUGUGGUUUCGAAUGGUGCUGGAUUUGCCAAACAGAAUGGACUAGAGACUGUAUGGGUGCACAUUGGUUCGGUUAAUAUUGUUCAAGUGUCCACGGCCAUUUAUCACUAUAUUACACGCUAUAUUAUUAUGCCACGAAACAACUUGUACGUAGUAAUAUUUUUGUAAAUUUUGUCUUCGUGCUCUUUUACAAUUUUACAAACGGACGGAUGUACAUAUAUU